This is a messenger RNA of Anolis sagrei ordinatus, 1317 nucleotides long. RefSeq names its product RAB23, member RAS oncogene family (gene RAB23). Gene Ontology annotation, molecular function: GTPase activity; GTP binding. The record is from RefSeq and is a predicted model, not a curated record. Gene Ontology annotation, biological process: vesicle-mediated transport. NCBI's taxonomy places the organism in Eukaryota, Metazoa, Chordata, Lepidosauria, Squamata, Anolidae.
GCCUGCGCUCCCGCCUGCCUCUUUCUCCUUCCUUCCCUCCCUCCGUCGCCUUCCCGGUAGGCAGGCAGCCGAGGCGGAGGCAAGUUCCCAGGCAUCCCCUUCUCCAGGCCUUUGAGCUUUUGUCAAGGGAAGGACAGCUUCUCCAGCCUGUGCCCUCGAUGCCGGAGUUUCAUCUCAGGAAGAUCAACUGAAAUUCUGAAGAAACGACAGCAUUCUGUGACUUGCCAAGAUGUUGGAGGAAGAUAUGGAAGUGGCCAUCAAGGUGGUGGUGGUUGGAAAUGGAGCUGUUGGGAAAUCAAGUAUGAUCCAGAGAUAUUGCAAAGGAAUUUUUACAAAGGACUACAAGAAAACCAUUGGAGUUGAUUUCCUGGAAAGAGAAAUGCAAGUCAAUGAUGAAGAUGUACGGCUGAUGUUGUGGGACACAGCAGGUCAAGAAGAAUUUGAUGCUAUUACUAAAGCAUAUUAUAGAGGAGCCCAGGCGUGUGUACUUGUGUUUUCAACCACAGACAGAGAGUCCUUUGAGGCAAUCCCUACCUGGAGGGAGAAAGUCGUAGCUGAAGUUGGAGACAUUCCCACCGUCCUUGUUCAAAAUAAAAUUGACCUUCUAGAUUACUCGUGCAUAAAGAAUGAAGAAGCAGAGGCACUAGCAAAAAAGCUGAAAUUGAGAUUCUAUAGAACAUCUGUAAAGGAAGACUUAAAUGUAACAGAAGUUUUUAGGUAUUUGGCUGAGAAGUACCUUCAGAAGCUCAAACAGCGAAUAAUUGAAGACCCAGAAGUAGUUCAUAAAAGUAGUAACAAAAUUGGUGUCUUCAACACGGCAGGAGGAAGCCAUUCUGGCCAGAACUCCAACUUGCUGAAUAAUGGCGACGUCAUCAACCUGAGGCCCAACAAACAAAGGACCAAGAAAAACCGGAGCCCUUUUAGCAACUGCAGCAUCCCCUAACGCUGCUGCAUAAGAGCCGAAAAGACAGUCUGGCGAAGCUGUUCAGAUGAAGUCUGUGAGGAACACAGCUGGCUUUUUAAACCAGUGCUUUAGCAGAUGUUGCACACGUUGGAUCCCACACAGAGAGUGGGUACUGCUGUAAAGAUGAAUUGUCAUUAUUAUUGGUAUAUAAUGGGACUCCUGGCGGCAUGGAAAUAGGACCAUUGCCCCGCGCAUUUAAUUUUGUUUUUCAUAGGACAACUUUCAGCUUGAAAGGUAUGAUGUCUUAAAGUGUACAGUAGGUUUUUUAACAUUGAGCUGACCAUGCUUAAAUAUCACUAUUAUACAUUGAGAUGAAAUUAUAUUUUCUACUUAGUUAUCUAAUUAGCAAGUUA